AUGGAGACUCCUUUUAUUGCAAACGUUGAAGAAUUUGAAAAAAAGAAAGAAGAAAAUAAUUUAGUUGUUUACUUUUGUGCAAAAUGGUGUGGCCCUUGUUGUGCAUUUCAACCAAUAUUUGAUGAAAUAGUUUCAACUAGUCAUUCUGGAAAGACUUUUGUUAAAGUUGAUGCUGAUGAUGGCGAAGAAAUUUUAUUAAAAUAUGAUGUCAGUUGUGUACCAACGUUUAUAUUGUUCAAAGAUAACGUGGAAGUCAAGAGAUUAAAUGGAACAAACAGAAAAGAGGUGGAAGAAUUAUUUGAGUUAUUUUAA
Molecule: messenger RNA, 312 nt
Organism: Entamoeba invadens IP1
Lineage: Eukaryota; Evosea; Mastigamoebida; Endamoebidae
Product: thioredoxin-1, putative
Exons: 1
Coding region: 1-312 (103 amino acids)
Molecular function (GO): protein-disulfide reductase activity
Source: RefSeq, a predicted model, not a curated record